Molecule: messenger RNA, 2240 nt
Organism: Cheilinus undulatus (humphead wrasse)
Lineage: Eukaryota; Metazoa; Chordata; Actinopteri; Labriformes; Labridae
Product: ubiquitin carboxyl-terminal hydrolase 2-like
Exons: 12
Coding region: 252-1469 (405 amino acids)
Biological process (GO): protein deubiquitination
Cellular component (GO): cytoplasm
Molecular function (GO): cysteine-type deubiquitinase activity
Source: RefSeq, a predicted model, not a curated record
CUCAGGUUGGGAGGGAGGGAGCGUUUACAGCACGCAGCAAAACUCCGACACACACCACCUCUGUGUUACUCCUGAACACACAGAGGUUUAGUACAGGUGUGACAGAAGACUCAGUCCACCAACUCGACAGUCCACCGAUUAAUUAGACCCUAACCCUGGACCUGAUCCUCGAGUUACAGCCAGCUGAUUUUGUCCAGCUGCAUUGUGUGACGCGACCAUCCUGGUGUCGGUCAACAUUCAACAGCUCCAACAUGCCUACUCUGCGACACUCAUACACGGUGACAACACCGGAGGAACCAGCGGCCCAUCAACCCACGGACAAGAGCGACCAGCGGCGGAAGAGUCCUCCGUCCUUGUCCCGGUCCAAGCUGGUGUCCACAUUCAUGGGUCUCAUUAUCAACCAGGCCAAGAACAAGAGCCCUCAGGGCCUGGUGGGACUCAGGAACCUCGGCAACACAUGUUUCAUGAACUCCAUCCUUCAGUGUCUGAGUAACACUCCUGAGCUGAGAGAUUACUGCCUGAGAAACAUCCACCGCACAGACCUCAACAACAACAGCAGGACAAAUGCCGCUCUCAUGGAAGAGUUUGCAAAGCUGACUCACAGUCUUUGGACGUCUGAGAACAACGAGGCCAUCAGCCCGUCUGAUUUCAGGAACCAGAUCCAAAGAUAUGCCCCCAAAUUUGUGGGCUGCAAUCAGCAGGACGCCCAGGAGUUUCUCCGCUUCUUAUUGGAUGGUCUCCACAAUGAAGUGAACAGAGUGACAGUCCGCCCUAAGGUGUCUGUCGAGGACUUUGACCAUCUUUGUGAUGAGGAAAAAGGAAAGAAAAUGUGGAAUAUGUAUCUGGAGAGAGAGGACAGCAAAGUUGUAGAUUUAUUUGUCGGACAGCUGAAAAGCUCUGUGACCUGCACCGUCUGUGGCUUCCGCUCCACGGUGUUUGAUCCGUUCUGGGACCUGUCCAUUCCUGUAGCACAGAAGAGCUCUGGUGAAGUGACUCUCAAAGACUGUCUGAGGCUCUUUACUAAAGAGGACGUGUUGGAUGGAGAAGAGAGACCGACAUGCAACAAAUGCAAAACCAGGAGGAAAUGUACCAAAAGAUUCAGCAUACAGAAGUUCCCUCAGAUCCUCGUGCUUCACUUGAAGCGAUUCUCAGACUCCAACAUCCGAACCACCAAGCUGUCCACUUACGUUAACUUCCCUCUCAAAGAGCUCGACCUGCGGGAGUUUUCCUCAGAGAGUAGUGAGCGUCCUGUGUACAACCUGUACGCCGUGUCCAACCACUCGGGGAACGCCUUGGGAGGUCAUUACACAGCGUACUGCAAGAACCAGGCACUUGGCGAGUGGUACAGCUACAAUGACUCCAGGGUGUGCCCUGUGUCCUCCAGCCAGGUCCGCAGCAGCAACGCCUACGUCCUCUUCUACGAGCUGAGCCCCUCCUCGCACAGCAAACACCAGAUAUGUCGUCUGUAGAUGAUGCUGGACCUAACAUGGACCUAACAUGGAGACGAGAUACUGCCUGCUGCAAGAGGAGAGAGCUCCACCUGGUGGGGAAAGUACUGCCAUUACAGACUGAAAUGAGGUGGAGCACAUAGAAAAACACACUUUCUUCCUUUUGGUGUGUUUUUGGAGGGUUAGGGUGGAUGUGGAGCACAUUUGCACUGGGUGAACUGAAUGACACUGAACAUCGAUACUUAAAUUGUAAAAAAAAAAAAAAAAAAAAGUGUGUAUAAAGUCAGCUCAAGGCACAGCUGUGACUCAAUGUUUAGGAAUUGCUUCUUUAAAUGAACCAAUUUUUUUGUUGUUUAUUUUUUGCAUCUGUGCCGAGACCUGAAUCUAUACGCUCUUAUUUCUUUUGUUAAUGCACUUUCACAUGGACAUUUGUGUGUGUGGACACAAAGGAAACUCCAGAAAUCCCACACAUAUGUGAGAUAGAUUAUUCUAUUUAAAAUGAUGCUAAUAGAUGAAAGUGUGCACUGUAAAUGUCAUUUACCAAGGCCUUAUGAUUUCCUCGUCGAGGAGCAGAAAUCCACCAAUAGAGCGAGUUUAUCGUGUGCCAGAGCUCCUUUUAUUUUUGUACAGUAUUUAUGGACAGCACAGUGAAUGUACCUGUACUGUGGUGAAGCCAAACAAACCAAAGCAGCUGUGUAAAAAUGCUCAAACAAUACUUCCUUCAGCAAUAAUGUUGCUGACUUUGCCUCGUAGUCAAGAGUGUAUAAAUGAUUAAAAAUCAAUGUUAGCUUA